Molecule: messenger RNA, 2478 nt
Organism: Neoarthrinium moseri
Lineage: Eukaryota; Fungi; Ascomycota; Sordariomycetes; Amphisphaeriales; Apiosporaceae
Product: DNA replication licensing factor MCM7
Exons: 3
Coding region: 1-2478 (825 amino acids)
Biological process (GO): DNA replication initiation; DNA strand elongation involved in DNA replication; double-strand break repair via break-induced replication
Cellular component (GO): MCM complex; nucleus
Molecular function (GO): ATP binding; ATP hydrolysis activity; single-stranded DNA helicase activity
Source: RefSeq, a predicted model, not a curated record
AUGGCGCUUCUGCAGUACCGCAACGUCGUCGACUACGAGGCGCAGGAGGCCGCGUUUGAGGACUUCCUCACAAAGUUCAAGACCUCCCCGCAGGACACCAUCACUCAUGCCAUCGGUCAGAUUAGUAUCGCCGAGGACGACUUGAGCGACGAGUACGACUUCAUGGACGAGGAUGACGACGCCCACGAGCAGCGCAGACGCCAGAAGGCCGCCCAGAGGCAACCCCAGCACAAGUAUGCCGAGCGCAUGCAGCAGCUGGCAGACCGCACCGCUGACGAGGUGCUGAUCGAGCUGGACGACCUGGCUUCCUAUGUGGCGGACAGCGACCAAGACGUACGCGACCUCAAGCUGGUCGAGUCCAUCGAGGCCAACACCAAGCACUACGUCGAGAUCCUCUCGAGGGCCAUCGACAAGAAGCUGCCUGCCCCCGCCAGCGGCGUCACCUUCAAGGACGAUGUGCUGGAUGUCAUCAUGGAGAGGAGGCAGGUGAGGAAUCGCGAGAUGGCGCAGAUGGCCGAGAGCACAAACAACCCAGAGAUGCUGGAGUCGACCUUUCCCUCCCAGCUCACCCGCCGCUACACCUUGGUCUUCAAGCCGAGGACAUCGACCCCCGACCACCCCGUCAAGGCGCUGGCUGUGCGCCAGGUCCGUGGUGACCACCUGGGUCAUCUCAUCACCAUCCGCGGCAUUGCCACCCGCGUGUCCGAUGUCAAACCCAUCGUCCAGGUCGGCGCUUACACUUGCGACCGCUGCGGCUGUGAGAUCUUCCAGCCCGUCAACGACAAGCAGUACUCCCCUCUCACCACGUGCCCUUCCAAGGAGUGCAAGGAGAACGAUUCCAAGGGCCAGCUCUUCCAGUCGUCCAGGGCGUCCAAGUUCCUGCCCUUCCAGGAGGUCAAGAUUCAGGAGAUGGCCGAGCAGGUGCCCAUUGGUCAGAUUCCUCGUACCCUGACCGUCAUGUGCUACGGCAGCACUGUCCGACAGAUCAACCCCGGCGAUGUCGUCGACAUCUCGGGAAUUUUCCUGCCUACUCCUUACACUGGCUUCCAGGCGAUGCGUGCCGGUCUGCUGACCGACACCUACGUCGAAGCUCACCACAUCGCCCAGCACAAGAAGGCCUACGAUGAGAUGGUCAUUGACGACAGGUUAUUACGGCGCAUCCAGACAUACAGCCAGUCCGGUGCUGUGUACGAGAUGCUCGCCAAGUCCAUUGCUCCCGAGAUCUUCGGCCACCUGGACGUCAAGAAGGCCCUGCUGCUUUUGCUCGUUGGUGGCGUGACAAAAGAGAUGGGCGACGGCAUGCGCAUUCGUGGCGAUAUCAACAUUCUCUUGAUGGGCGACCCUGGUGUGGCCAAAUCUCAACUUCUCAAGUACAUCUCCAAGGUGGCUCCGCGAGGUGUGUACACAUCCGGCCGAGGUUCCAGUGGCGUUGGUCUCACCGCCGCUGUCAUGCGUGACCCUGUAACGGAUGAGAUGGUACUCGAGGGUGGUGCUCUGGUCCUUGCUGACAAUGGUAUCUGCGCCAUCGAUGAGUUCGACAAGAUGGACGACAACGACCGAACGGCCAUCCACGAAGUCAUGGAGCAGCAGACUAUCUCCAUCUCCAAGGCGGGCAUCUCCACGACAUUGAACGCCCGAACCUCCAUUCUCGCCGCCGCCAACCCUAUCUACGGCCGCUACAACCCUAGAAUAUCGCCGGUCGAGAACAUCAACCUCCCCGCAGCCCUGCUCUCGCGUUUCGACGUCUUGUUCCUCCUCUUGGAUACCCCCACCCGUGAGAGUGAUGCUCAGCUGGCCAAGCACGUAGCAUACGUGCACAUGCACAGCAAGCACCCAGACCUCUACGCCAACAAUGGUGUGAACAGCGCCGGCGAGGUGCCCAAUGUGGUCUUCACCCCCCACGAGGUCCGGGCCUACGUCGCAAAGGCCAGAACCUACCGCCCUACCGUACCAGAAACUGUCACGGAGUACCUUACCAAGACUUAUGUUCGCCUAAGAAAGGCCCAGAAGACGGCCGAGUCCAAGGGCCAGAACUUUGCCCACACGACACCGCGGACGCUGCUCGGUGUUGUCCGUCUGGCUCAGGCAUUGGCUCGUCUCCGGUUUGCCGAUGCUGUCGACCAGGACGAUGUGGACGAGGCACUACGGUUGAUCGAGGCCAGCAAGGAGAGCUUGGCUGCCCACGAAGGCCCGCGCAGACGUGGCAAGGACGCCAACACUCGCAUUCUGGAACUGGUCAAGGGCUUCCUGGACAGUGGCGCUUGCCGACCUGAUGAUGUGGAUGAUGAUGACGAGGAGGCCGCCGUGGAGUUGAGUUUGCGCAAGGUCAGAGAACGUGUCCUGGCCAAGGGCUUCACCGAGGACCAGUGGUUGACUGCUCUGGAUGAGUAUGCCAGCAUUGAUGUCUGGCAAACGGCUGGCAAUGGUACAAGAUUGUUGUUUAUCAAUGCCGGGGACAAUGCUGAGGAUGACGAAUAG